Messenger RNA from Cynocephalus volans (Philippine flying lemur), 306 nucleotides. RefSeq names its product 10 kDa heat shock protein, mitochondrial-like. Bases 1 to 306 code for a protein of 101 amino acids. The record is from RefSeq and is a predicted model, not a curated record. Gene Ontology annotation, cellular component: mitochondrial matrix. NCBI's taxonomy places the organism in Eukaryota, Metazoa, Chordata, Mammalia, Dermoptera, Cynocephalidae. Gene Ontology annotation, molecular function: metal ion binding; protein folding chaperone; ATP binding. The transcript has a single exon.
AUGGCAGGACAAACGUUUAGAAAGUUUCUUCUGCUCUUUGACCAAGUACUGGUUGAAAGGAGGGCAGCCGAAACUGUAACCAAAGGAGGCAUUAUGCUUCCAGAAAACGCUCAAGGAAAAGUAUUGCAAGCAUCAGCAGUAGUAGCUGUGGGAUCGCACUCUAAAGGCAAGGGUGGAGAGAUUCAACCAGUUAGUGUGAAAGUUGGAGAUAAAGUUCUCCCAGAUUAUGGAGGCACCAAAGAAGUUAUAGAAGACAAGGAUUAUUUAUCUAGAGAUGGCAACAUUCUUGGAAAGUAUGUAGACUGA